UUCAAUCAGGUCGGAACAGACUAGUGGCAGGCAUCAGCACAGUAACAACACGGACUUCAUUGACCUAAACACCGGUCGUCAUGCUCCAUGGAGCCCCGUGUGUGUCUUCUGUCAGACGGGCAGAAGAGUUGCUUCACUUCCCGCCGCCUUCUCGUCAACUUUCCACGGCUACAGCACCACGCAGCCGCGAUGGACGGACACCGGCGCCCCGGUGCGGCAUGCAAAUACGUACUCUGACGUCGGCGAUCAUGUGGCUUUUGGCGUAGAUCCUCCUUGUGAUCGCCAAUUUUCCCUCUCCUGUCGCCUGUUGUCUGCCUAGCUACCGGAGCUACAGUGUUAUAAACAGCUUUUUGCUACAUUCUAUCGCUUUGGGAUUGUACCGAACGAUACCUGCGCACCGCGACGGAACCGUAAGCAGGUGGUGUCCUGUCAUGCAUUUCCACAAGGUCAGCCUGCCGUGGAGCUGACGCUGUCAGCGAGACAAGCCCAAUACUUCACCCUCCAUUGCCCUCGCUCAAGCCACUCAUCCUGCCCCAGGGAGCAAGCUCUCCGGUUCUAAGGGUCUGACCUGUCCCAGUACAAGCCCAUCCUCCUGGCUAGUCUUUUCACGCUGUGGUGGCCAUACUGCAUCUUUUGCUGUCCAGCCGCAGUCUCCUUUACAGAAUACCUGGCCAAGGAAAAGUGAAAGCAAUCCUCAUUAUUCAUCAUCAUGUCUAGCCGGCGGAAGGCUUCCACACCCUGCAUGAUCCGACCACUGGAGACCAUGGUUGAACUGGAUGACGAGGAGGAGGAGACAACAGGGAACCAUGCCGAGGAGGACGCUAUGGAGACAGAUCCAUCCGAUGACCAAGACACGGUGGGGAAGACCUCCGACUUUCCAGCAGCUCCAGACAUCUCAGUGACAGAGUCACAGGACUGUUCCAAACCUUCACGUAAGCAGCAGCAGCGAGGCUACGAGUGCAAAUACUGCACAUUCUCCACUCAGAACCUCAACACCUUCAAGGAACACGUGGACGCCAACCACCCCAACGUCAUCCUUAACCCGCUGUACCUGUGUGCGGUCUGUAACUUCAACACGAAAAAGUUUGACUCCCUGACGGAACACAACGAAAGGAAUCACCCCGGCGAGAGCAACUUUAAGUUCAAGCGCAUCAAAAUGAACAAUCAGACAAUCCUGGAACAGACAAUAGAGGGCUGCAGCAGCAAUGCGGUCAUUUACAACAGUUCCGGCGUGGUCCCGGUGUCGGGACAGAGCACGUUGCCCCUCAGCAAAGCCACUACGGUCAAGAUAGGAAAACAAAAAGUCACGUCUUCGGAUAAUAAACGGAUGGAGCCUCAGUUGUGUAAACUGAACCCUGACCUGACCAAGAAAGCCAUCACAGCACUCAACGUGAACGGGACGGUAAUCAUCCCGGAGUCGACGCUCCUCAAAGCUGACAGCCUUUCUCACAUCAUGCCUUCCCUGCAGCGGCCUGUAAACUACACCCAGGUGCCGAAGAUCGCCAUUCCCCUCAACACAACCAAAUACAAUCCUUCCCUCGACGACAACUUGACUCUCAUAUCUUCCUUUAACAAGUUCCCGUACCCAACACAGGCUGAGCUCUCCUGGCUCACUGCUGUAUCCAAACAUCCGGAGGAGCAAAUCAAAGUUUGGUUUACCACACAGAGGCUCAAACAAGGCAUUAGCUGGUCACCAGAAGAGGUAGAGGAAGCCAGAAAGAAGAUGUUCAAUGGAACGAUCUCCUCUGUGCCUCAGACCUUCACAGUUGUAACGCCUCAGCUCACCACUCAGUCAUCCACCAACCUGCCGGCGGUGACAACAGCCGCUAAAUCGGCGCAGUCUUCAACCCCCGUCCUCCAGUCCGUCCCGUGUCAGCUCUUGGGACAGACCAGCCUUGUGCUGACUCCUGUAGCCAAUGGCUCCACGGUCACAUGUGCGCCGUUGGCACUAACGCUGGCUAACCAGGUGGCUCAGUCUCUCAAACGACCUUUGGCCUCUCCCUCGACCGCCUCAGACAGCAAACGGCCCUCCAUCAUUCAAACAAUUUCUGCGCCUAUUGCCACAUCCAAGAUGGCGUCCCCCAAAGUGUUAAAUUUCACCGCCGAUCCCAACAAAACUGCAGAGCAGCUAUCUGUGUUGCGGUCCAGCUACACACAGUGUCCUUUCCCUGAGGAGGAAGAGAUCUACAGACUCAUAGAGACCACCGGACUGUCCAGAGGAGAGAUAAAGAAGUGGUUCAGUGAACAAAGGCUCCUUAAUCUCAAAGGUGUUCCUCCUCCGCCCGUGCUGGUGAAAGCUGAAGUGACUCCAGUACCGAAAGAGGGUCCUGUCAGGAAAGCGGUUCCGAGCCAGUUUCCUUUGUUGGAGCGAGUGAAGGGAAAGUCUUCAGAGCAGCUGAAGGCGCUUGAGGAGAGUUUCCACAGAAGCAGCGCUCCAACUGACACACAGCUCGACCAACUGGCCCAGGAGACCAAGCUCUCCAAAACUGAAGUGGACUGCUGGUUUUCCGAGCGCAGAGCUCUGAGGGACAACAUGGAAAAAGCUCUACUCAGCGUGACCUCCAAAGGCACAGAAGACAAAGCCGACAGGCCGGGCGUGUUGCUCAACGGCUCUUCCCAUCGCGAGCAGGAUGGGAAAACGCUCCAACCUUCGGUCCUUCCGUCUUUCCUUUCUUCUUCCUCGUCCUCCUCAUCCUCCCCCCCUGUACUGGCAGCCUCCUCCCCUCAUCCGCCAGCCUUGUCCGCAUCUGCGUCUCCCCCCAUUCUCACAUCGUCCUCCUCAUCCUCGUCCCCACACCCCCCGGUCCUCUCUGUGUCGACAAGCCCGGCUCCCAUCCCAAGUGGGUCCCUCGUUCUGCUCCGUGAGAUGUUCUGUCGGACCCAGUGGCCAACACCUGAGGAGUACAGCCAGCUGGAGGGGCAAACAAGCUUGGGCCGCACUGACAUCGUCCGCUGGUUUAAGGACCACCGCUCCGCCGUCAAAAACGGUGAGACCUUGGACUGGUUGGAAGCUUACCAGAACCAAAAUCGUCUUGAAGAGCAAAAAUCAGGACAAGAGCAGAACGGAGGGAGUUUGGAGAACCAGCAAAGUGUGUCGUUGGAUGGCAGCGUUGGAAAAGUGGAGGAAGCUGGUGAGAAGAAAACGGCUGCAGCAUCUUUGGAGCACUCCAAGUUAUCCAAUCCGGACGCGGUGCAGUGGUUGACUGAAAAGCUCACCCACAGCGUGUCGGACCUGAGCCAGGCCAGACUGGACCAGACCAGCUCAAGCACCGCUGACAAGGGAAGGUGGGUACAAGUGACUGUGGCUGUGGGGGAGGAGAACGAUGGAGGAUUACAAAGACAAAGGCUGGCAACAGAUGCUGAUGUUUUGACCUUGGAGCAACCUGGAAGGGUCACUGGUUGAUGAUGAAGUGAAUCAAUACAUGACUCACAGAACGUCGUGUAAGAGACGAGAUGCCAAAAGUGGGAGCAGUGAUGUAACUCCUUGUCGGUGUUGUGGCCACAAAGCACCGUGGACCUCUUGUCACGUGUCCGCGACGUGCGGUGCAGAUACUCACUUUUCCAGGCGUGCCAAAGCUGGACUCAAUGAUGUAUUGUUCUCACAACAACCUUUUUUUGGAAGGAUUAUUCUUGUAAAUAUUUUUCUGUAUCGCUAAGAAGGUUUGUACAGAUUUACCGGAAAGGGCAUGUUUUUUUUUUUUUUUUUUUUAAGACUGACCUGCUCAAUAUUUAGAAUGUUUGUGUUGUUUUACGAUCAAAGUGUAAACUAGCUGCUUAUUUGCUGAAAAUCAAUCCUAUUUUGGGGGACAACUGUAACCGCUUACUGCUCAAUAUGAGUACUAUUCAAUGGCACUUGCACUAUCGUAAGACUUUCUUGUGCUUUGGGCCUCAUCUCUCCAGCUUAGGCGUUCCAGGAAACUGUACCUCUUGCAGCACCGCCCUUUUCGGACCCGUAUAAAAGGAGUCUCACAUAAAGGCCUGGAAGGAAAGUGAGAAUGGAUUUGCGGGAGUGUGAUCCUGGCGUCACGUGCGCAGUUAAAGACGAACUGUCCUCGGCCUAAUGAAUGAUAGAAUGCACUAACUUGUAUCUUUUUUUCAAUCGGCUAGUGUGCUCCUGCAUCAGUACCUGAGGCAAUAACGGUGCAGAAUGUUGUUCUUUCUGUUCUACUAAUGUUUCAAAACAGUCUGUCCGAUCGCACCAUGCUGCCUUUUCAGCUUCCCCACCAACCGAUGAUGAUGAUUAUGAUGAUGAUGGUAAUUGAUGAUGAUGCUAACACAAGUUACAAGGUGGUGGAAAUUCUUGACUGAAGCUCUUCUGAGUGUGAAUCUUGCCCGGCUGUGAAUUGUGAACACGUCUCGUUCGCUCUCUGCUUUCGUUUUUCUCAAAGAGACAAUUUCAGUUAUUUUUGUACAGGCUGUUCAGACAAGCUCAAACGGCAGUGGAUAUACGUUUGGAAAGUCAAAUCUACGGUAAACAUGACUUUUAUUUUUUACUUGUACUGAAGAUUUAAAGGGAGGUUGUGUUUUUUUUUUUGUUUUUUUUUUUGAAGUUGCAUUAUUUGUGCAAGCACUGUUUGAGAUUCAACUGUUACUUUCGUUACGGUGAUCUAAACAAGCAGGAUGAAGACAUGUUUGCUCCUGCUUUAGUCUCCCGUUCAAGCCACCGUCUUGAGCCGUAUUCUAGUUGGCUUUUAAGGAAUACUGCCUGCAUUUUCGUUUUCUACUUUAACUCUUGCUCAAACUCAAUAAAUACACAAAGCCUGU
Molecule: messenger RNA, 4764 nt
Organism: Doryrhamphus excisus (bluestripe pipefish)
Lineage: Eukaryota; Metazoa; Chordata; Actinopteri; Syngnathiformes; Syngnathidae
Gene: zhx2a
Product: zinc fingers and homeoboxes 2a
Biological process (GO): regulation of transcription by RNA polymerase II
Cellular component (GO): nucleus
Molecular function (GO): DNA-binding transcription factor activity, RNA polymerase II-specific; DNA binding
Source: RefSeq, a predicted model, not a curated record